CUUAACUUUUACCGCUGUUUGGCGGGCGGUAAAUAGUGUCGUGUUUUGUUUGGUGUGUGCAUACGAGUGUGACAACGUGCUGUUUAAAAUACUGUAUUGUUUAGUAGUAAUAUUUGUAUGCAUAAUAAUGGAAGUGGAUGGCGAGUCGACACCUGUUCAAGAUAAUAAUAUAAUAUCUGUAACAGAUUCAGUAUGGAAAUUUAUCAACAAUCCUAUAAUAUCAAUUUUUUCUGACUUAGAAAAUUCUGCAACAGAACAAAUGCUUUGUUCACUCUUAGAAUCUUUGUUGAAAAGAUCUUCUACUUUGACUAGUGUAAUAAUCCCACCGUUCAAUAAUGGUCCAGCAGAUGAGACUCUACAACAACAAUAUGCAGCAUUUACAACAUGGCUAUUUGGCACAAUGUUUUAUUUAAUAUGUACACCACCAAGCAACAUGGUGUUAUCAAAUAGCAUUGAAGUACAAGCUUGUAUGCUCAGAAUACUCUCAAGGCAUCAUAUAUCAAUGUUUGAGACAAUUAGUUCAGAGUAUUUAAAUAUACUUGAUGAGACAUUGGAGUUUUAUGUAAAUACUGCAAAAACGGAAGAAAUGACCAUCUCAAAGUUUUACACAGAGAAGGAUAUUAUACCAAAUUUGGACUUGACACCAUUUUCUGCAAAAAUCAAAGCAUCAAAUGCAUCUUUAGUACAAAUAUCCUUGUUAAAAAUGAUUACAAAAGCUGGUGUUCUAGCUUGGAAUGAAGAAAAAUUAUGGAAUCAAACAAUAGCAACAAUUGUUAAGUCUUCUCCAGAUGUAAAGAUUGAAGCAUUGCAACUAUGUACAAAAAUAAUAGAAGACAAUAGUAUUAAUGAUCGUGAAUUUAUGGUCAUAAUUACACACAGUCUAGAAAUAGUAAAGAGUCUUCCGAGCUGGAUUAAUUCAAAUCAGUUAUCACCAUGUUUGUUGUCUCAGUUUGCAGAAACAUUGACGCGUUUAAUACAAUUAUUGCCCAUUUCGCAUAAUGUUGCAGAAUUAUGUUUUCAAGUGAUUGAACUUGUAGCUUCUGAAUUCAGUACAUAUCAUGCAAUAUUUGAGACAAUACACAAACUAAUUAAAGCAACAUGUUAUAAAAUUGGACAAUACUUAAUUAAAGAACCAAGAUCCUGUAAUGUUUCAGAAGCGAAAAAGUUAUUGGCUUAUUUCGAUCAUUAUCCAGCCAUUAUUGACAUUUUCAUGCAAUUUGUUUUUAUCGAUAUCAGACGAAUUGUUUUAUCGGAAGCAACUGUUCUUGCAACAAAAAUUAGCGAGCCAUGGAAAUUACUAAGAAAAAAAUUGAUGAGUCUCAUGCAAAUUGAACAAUUUACAGAAGUAUUACAUAUUCUUAAAGCGUCAUCCUUACUGCAAUCGUGGCUAAAAAAACAGAAUAUACAAGUAAAUCUGUACGAAAAUGACUUGAACAUUAUAUUGAGACUUUUUAUGCAAAAGUUGAGUUCUGACGAAUGUGGUGAAACACGAAAGAUCAUUUUUCAUAAUUUAACGCAUUUAAUUGUUCACAAUGAGUCGAAUAAAGUGUUAUUACAAUCGAUAUUAGCUUUGCCAUUUACUCAAGAUUUCAAAGGCUCUAUGGACAUCAAUGAGAAAAUGGUGCAAAAUGCAAAAUCUCUCGAUGUCGAAACAAUGUCGAAGUGUCUUGAAGCUGUAUGUGUUUAUGGCACUGGAAAAGAGAUAUUGAAGUUAUUACGUGCAUGUAUAUUAAAUAACGAAACACAAAUAGCUGUUGCGGCAGUGUCGAACAGUGUAUUGUUACUGAACGAUGUGGGCAUAAAGAUGGAAGAUGUUAAUCACUAUGUUCUAAGUACUGCCUUAUCUUCGACAAAACUAGAAGUACACGAAGCUCUUGCUAAUGUUUUGAGUCAAAUGGCUUGUGUAUUAGCAGGAACAGGAAGAAUUAUCAGCGAGUCGUCAAAUGAGAGAAAAUGGACAAUACAUUGUGAUUAUUGUACAGAGAAUAUAAUAGAAAAUGAUGAAUCUAAUGUUCACUGUCUUCCAAGUAUCUACGAUCACAUCUUCAGUACAUAUUUCACAUUACUAUCAUCGUCUAAUGUUUCUAUACGUUUGAACAUGUCUAAAAAUAUUCUUUCUCUUUCGAAUCAUAUAAAAUCAUUUAACUCAAAUGAGGUAAUGAAGAAAUGGCUUUCUUAUAUAUACGACAACAAUGUUGAGAUACGGUUGAAUAUUGCAUCAGCAAUUGGACGUUUGUUGAGUAAUAAAAUAUCUAUGGUGAAAUACGACAAUAAAAGUUUGCUAGAUACCAUACCGGACGAUUUGGACGAAUAUGUUGAUUUGGUAAUUGAUGUUAUAGCCAAUAUACUCAUGAAUGCAUUGGACAAUUCCAAUCAUUCUUUACAUGACACAUUACUUGUCACCGCGAAGAAUUUUAUAUGUGUACCGUUAUAUUUGUCAGAAAGGAGAAUUCUGAACGUAUUUUUAAUUACAAUAUUACAUCCAAAUUCAUCACCAGCGGCAGUAGCGUCUGCAACAGUCGCGUACCAGGAUGUAGCUGACUUUUUAAAUAUUUCUCCAAAGGCUUUGUAUAUUCGAUAUCGAAAGGAUUUUUUAAAACUUAUAAUGGAACGCGCGGUUUACAAUUAUAUAGAAGUCUCAUAUAACAUAGCAACUACGGUGCAUCGAGUUGCCAAAUGUAUAGGCUACGAAGGAUCACGUCAAUUAUUACGCAAAGACGGUCAUUACGCAAUUUGUUUUCUGAUUGCCUUUAUCGUUGAAGUACCAGAAGCAAAUGUGCUUCUGUACGAUAUAGCCGAAUUAAUAAGCAUGGACGUAAAUCAAAUGCUCGAAGAAUAUUUUCCUUACAUUUGCAGUUAUGCAUUCUUAGAAUUAUCUCCAUCAAAUAGUACGGAAUGUUUGAAGCUCACAACGAGAAUGACAAAAAGUAGUCUUGCACUUCUUACAAAGCAGUCAUUUAUGGGAAUUUUUGAAGAACUUAUGCUACGUUUUUAUGAAUCUCCCACAAAAAUAACAAGUUUUUUGGAAAUUAUUUCGGAAUAUGAUAGCAAUCAGAGAGGAAGAUUUGAUAGACAGGAGCACAUUGCGUCCUACUUGAAUCUAAGAUUACACGGAAUACUUGUGAACUUCGACAUAAAACUCGGCCCGAAAUCGGAUGAACAUACACAACAAUCCGCGCUUGCUUCAUUGACUGUUUUAAUUCGUUAUAUGGGUGCUUCUUACAUAACUCCACUUAGAUACAAAAUUUUAGCUAUGUUACGAACCGCGCUUGGAUUCAAAAGACCUGGUUUUCCACGUUUAGUCUGCGACGCGUGGGACGCGUUUAUUCACAAUAUAGCAAUUGAGGAUCUGGGAUCACUGUUCCCAACAAUAUGCGUAUCACUGAUACCGUUGCAGAAUAUGUUUCCAAAAAAAGUCAACAGCAUGUUGGAAUUUCUAAUUGUGCAAAACAGUGGAGAGCACAUUUCGGAGUUAUUUUUCAUUGACGAUAUCAAAGUUCCUGACCACAUAUCUGCUAUAGUCAAGGCGCACAUCUUGCAAGCCAAACCGGAAGGAUUCAAUGCCAACUUGAAGUUAUGGUUAAAGCGAAUCACUCACGAAACCGGCGAGGUGCGAAUCAGGGCUCUGAAACAUUUGCAAACAUUUCUAGAAAAACAUCGUAGUGAACUUAAUAGAAUGAUACUAAGUGAAACUGAUGUCCAUCCGCUAAUCGUUGAAUUGCUAGACACUCUGCUAAUUGGGUGUCAAGAUAAAGAUGAGUCUAUUCGCUUAUGUUACGGAGAAUGUCUCGGGGAAUUGGGAGCGAUCGAACCGAGUCUUCUUCCGCGAAGAAUCAUUUCUAGGGAUGACAGCAAAUUUAUAUCAGACAUGAAUGAGGAGUUCGCAUGUGCUUUACUUUCCGAACACGUACGGGCUUUUCAAAUGCAAAAAGAUAGUCAAAGUAUGGAUUGCUUCUCACUUGCUAUACAGGAAAUAUUAAGGGCGUACGAAAUCUCGCCACAAGGUCGAAAUAACGUAUUGUGGAAUAAUUUGCCACUCACAACGCAACAAAUUAUUACGCCUUUCUUAACGUCACAUUACAAGAUAGCAGCUGUUUGUGAUGAUAAUGAAUUUCCGCAUCCUGUUUACGGUUCUGAAGCAGGUUCUUCAGUUGAAAGCUGGGCUUACAAUUGGCUGUGCAGUAUGUCUAGUGCUGUAUAUGACAUAACACUUAGUAAUGUAUUGCAAGCGUGCAAAUUUGCAUUUAAACGGGACAUAAAAACAUUAAUAUUUUGUCUGCCGUAUAUCGUGUCAUAUAUAAUUGCGAAUAAUAGAGAAGAAGAGCAUAUUAAACUUAGAGAGGAAAUGUUAGCUGUAAUUAACGUUAGAGAGAAGCCUGUAUUGGAUUCUGAACUUUUGCGCCAUCAACCUCUCCGGUACGGACAGAGUGUAAAGGCCGAUGACAAUCGUAUCUCGGAAGAAACUAGGCGCACGCGUUGCUCACGGGUUGUUUUCUGUAUAUUGGAUCAUUUGCAAAGAUGGCUCAGAGAACAAAGAUUAUUCCAAGAUGAAAAAUAUAGAGCAAUAAAAAAAUUUUGUGCAACGUUGGACAGUCUAAUUGUGUCGCAAGGGUGUUACUAUACUCGGGAAUAUCAUCGGGCGUUGAUGUAUUUAGAACACCAUAUGGCGUCUAGUAACAAAGGAUUGUCCGAGUCGACAGAAAGUGGCUUACUUGCUAAAAUUUACGCGCAACUUGAUGAGCCUGAUGGAGUAUCCGGCAUCUUGGUGACUCAAGAUCAGUCUCCCACCCUGCAACAACUGGUUUUGGCUCAUGAAGUAAAUGGCCAGCUUCAGGAUGCAGCUACGUGUUACGAAAGACUCGCACAGAAAAAAGACUCGAAACAUACAUACCUGCAAGGUAUGAUUCAGUGCUAUCUUGGCCUAGAUCAACCAUUCACUGCUAUGCACAUUACCCAAGGCUUGUUGAGCAGCAGGCCAGAACUAGAGCCUCUCAUAACAGAGCGCGAACUCUUUUGGAGACUCGCUCACUUUUCUCGUUUUGAGGAAACUUUACAAAGAAAUAUAAAUCAUACGCUCUUAGACGAUCUGACAAAAGGAAUUAAACCGGACUUGUUAUCGUUAAAGAAAAAUCUAGUAUCAUUACUGGAGGAUGCUUCUCGACCAGGAGCUUAUCAACAAAGUUACUCGUACAUCAUGAAAUUGCAUAUAUUGAAUGAAUUUGAUAAAGCAGCUUUGUUGAUGUUAAACAAUAUAGACGGCUUUUCGUUAUUGUUAGAAGAAUGGGACAAACGGGGACAGUUAUUGAGGACAUCUCGUGGAGUAGAAUUUGUUCUUAGUAUGCGCCGAGCUGCUUUGGAUUUGGCUGUACAAUUGCAACAAAAUACUCGUAAUACAGAAAAUUCAAUGCUUAGGCAAGAAAUUGGUAAAAUUUGGUUGAAGAGUGCCAAAAUCGCUAGAAAGGCUGGCUUGCAUCAACAAGCAUACAUGCAUAUUUUAUCAGCCAGUGAUUCGUGCCCACCGCAAUCGUUAUAUAUAGAACAGGCACAGUUAUAUUGGCAGAAAGGUUCUCAAGAAGACGCUUUUACCACUUUAAAUCGCUGUUUCUCUAAUUAUUUUCAACCAGCGCAGUAUUACAAACAAUUGCCUCCCGGUGAAUGUAAUGAGGAAAGAAAACAAUAUGCGAAGGCAAAACUUCUCUUUGCAAAGUACAACGAUGAAACUAUUAACGUCGAUACAGACGGUUGCAUCGCUAACUAUAAAGAAGCAAUAGAAGUGUGGAGAGGAUGGGAAAAAACUUGGGUGGCGUGCGCUGAUUAUUACGAUACCAUCAUUGAGAGACUGUCCGAAGACGACAAAGAUAGAAAUAAACAAGAUCUACAAGUGCAUAUAAUGAAUUUUUAUGGCAAAUCGCUUCUAUUUGGCUGCAAGUACAUUCAUCAUUCGAUGCCCAAGAUGUUGACCGUCUGGUUGGACGUUGCUUCUCGCGCGACAAAUACAUCCGAUCCUCCAGAUGUGGUCAGACUUCGCCAGGACCGUCUGUCAAAGAUGACUCAGAUUAUGGAUGUUUAUUAUCACAAAUUGCCGGUUUUCAUGUGGUUAACAGCGUUCAGCCAACUUGUAUCGAGAAUAUGUCAUCCGUCUCAGCAAGUGCAGACCACUCUUCGCACAAUUCUAGUAAAAUUGAUAUCAGUAUAUCCUCAGCAUAGCUUAUGGAUGAUGGCGUCGGUUUUUAAUUCUUCGGAUCCGACGCGGCUGCAACGAUGUCAAGAAAUCUUAAACCACGCGCAAUUAAAAACACCGGAUAUGUCCAAACUUAUCAAAGAUUUUCACAGAUUAUGGGAAAAAUUGAUCGAACUAUCGAAUAAAGUAAUAUCGGAACAAGGAGUAAUAAAUACGUCAAUAAAUAAUUUGUGUAAAUAUUUACCAAGAUUACUCGCAAGUAAAGACUUCAGUCAAAUCAUGAUGCCGACAAAAGGAUUUAGGCAACUACAUCUCCCGUCCAAGAACGCUUCGGUCGAAAAUCACAAUCCAUUUUUAACGAAAUGGGUGCAUAUAACAAAAAUAGAAGACGACGUCUUGGUACUGUCGUCACUUCAACGGCCACGAAGAAUCGCAUUCAGAGGUUCAGACGGCAAAGAGUAUCUUUUCAUGUGCAAGCCGAAGGAUGAUUUGCGUAAAGAUUUCCGACUGAUGGAAUUUAACGAUAUUGUAAAUAAAUAUCUUCAAAAUGAUCCAGAAUCACGACAAAGAAGACUUUACAUACGAACAUAUAGUGUGGCGCCACUGAACGAAGAAUGCGGCUUGAUAGAAUGGGUGCCGAAUUUGGUCGGUUUUCGACCCACCAUUUUAAAUCUAUACAAAGAGAGAGGUAUUUUGCCAUUGCCUAGGGAACUUAAAACUAUGAUAUGUCUGCAAAAGGAUCCGUUAGAAAAGAAAAGAAAAAUAUUUGUAGAAAAAUUAUUGCCACGACAUCCUCCAAUAUUCGGUGAUUGGUUUCGCAUUAUGUUUCCUGAUCCAUAUGGGUGGUAUGAGGCUCGCACAGCAUACAUUAGAACAACCGCUGUUAUGUCCAUGGUCGGAUAUAUACUUGGACUUGGCGAUCGUCACGGAGAAAAUAUAUUAUUCGAUUCCAAAUGUGGUGAUUGCGUACACGUUGAUUUCAAUUGCUUGUUCAAUAGGGGUGAACUUUUCGAUUGGCCCGAACGAGUACCGUUUCGACUGACACAUAACAUGAUAGACGCCAUGGGUCCCUUAAAAAUCGAAGGUCCUUUCAGACGUGCCUGUCAAAUUACUAUGCGAGUACUUCGGCAGGAAUCGAGCACAUUGCUGAGCGUACUCAGACCUUUCGUCUACGAUCCGCUUGUCAGUUGGAAUAAAGAAGAGAUCAAGAAUCAAAACAGGAAUCAAAGAGGGGUUGAUGCUGCCGAAAAAACAAAUGAAAAAGCCGUAGAACACAUAAAGAACAUCGAGCAACGAUUGAAAGGCUUGAUUCGAUAUCCCGGAAGGAAGGCAGAAAAUAUCGCGUUACAUCUUAGCGUUGAAGGACAAACUAAUUACUUGAUUUUAGAAGCAACGAACAUAGAUAACUUGUGUCAAAUGUAUUAUGGUUGGGGCGCAUUUUUGUAAUUAAUAUAUAUCAUCAGAACAAGUUG
Messenger RNA from Pseudomyrmex gracilis, 7653 nucleotides. RefSeq names its product serine/threonine-protein kinase ATR. The record is from RefSeq and is a predicted model, not a curated record. The transcript has 40 exons. Gene Ontology annotation, cellular component: nucleus. Gene Ontology annotation, molecular function: protein serine/threonine kinase activity; protein binding. Gene Ontology annotation, biological process: protein phosphorylation; telomere maintenance; DNA damage checkpoint signaling. Bases 128 to 7627 code for a protein of 2499 amino acids. NCBI's taxonomy places the organism in Eukaryota, Metazoa, Arthropoda, Insecta, Hymenoptera, Formicidae.